Paramuricea clavata is the source of this 2741-nucleotide messenger RNA. Lineage: Eukaryota; Metazoa; Cnidaria; Anthozoa; Malacalcyonacea; Plexauridae. The record is from the annotation of a GenBank genome assembly.
AUGAACCAGGCGCCUAAGAAUGUACAUCGAUUUUGUGACAUUUCUUUGAACGAAAACGAAAGAAAAGUGUUGGUUCGCUGGCUCAGGUACGGAGUUCGGGACAAACGCGACAAAUGUGGGCGUUGGUCGGAGCACUGAGCUGGAGAUGUAACUGAACGGAUUAACUGUAAAUGACGAAACUUUUCAGUUUUCAAAUGUGUAGAGAACAUUGAGAUAGAGAACAGUGGGAUUUUUAGAACAAUGAAAAGACAAUGGAACAUUCAGAUCACUGGAUCAUGACUGGAUGGCAUGGAGAACAGUGAGAUUUUCAAAACAAUGAAAAGACAAUGGAACAUUUUGAUCACUGGAUCAUGACUGGAUGGCAUGGAGAACAGUGAGAUUUUCAAAACAAUGAAAAGACAAUGGAACAUUUUGAUCACUGGAUCAUGACUGGAUGGCAUGGAGAACAGCGAGAUUUUCAAAACAAUGAAAAGACAAUGGCACAUUCUGAUCACUGGAUCAUGACUGGAUGGCAUGGAGAACAGUGAGAUUUUCAAAACAAUGAAAAGACAAUGGAACAUUCUGAUCACUGGAUCAUGACUAGAUGGCAUGGAGAACAGUGGGAUUUUCAAAACAAUGAAAAGACAAUGGAACAUUCUGAUCAUUGGAUCAUGACUGGAUGGCAUGAAGAACAGUGAGAUUUUCAAAACAAUGAAAAGACAAUGGAACAUUCUGAUCACUGGAUCAUGACUGGAUGGCAUGGAGAACAGUGAGAUUUUCAAAACAAUGAAAAGACAAUGGAACAUUUUGAUCACUGGAUCGUGCCUGGAUGGCAUGAAGAACAGUGAGAUUUUCAAACAAUGAAAAGACAAUGGAACAUUCUGAUCACUGGAUCAUGACUGGAUGACAUGGAGAACAGUGGGAUUUUCAAAACAAUGAAAAGACAAUGGAACAUUUUGAUCACUGGAACAUGACUGGAUGGCAUGGAGAACAGUGGGAUUUACAAAACAAUGAAAAGACAAUGGAACAUUUUGAUCACUGGAACAUGACUGGAUGGCAUGGAGAACAGUGGGAUUUACAAAACAAUGAAAAGACAAUGGAACAUUUUGAUCACUGGAACAUGACUGGAUGGCAUGGAGAACAGUGAGAUUUUCAAAACAAUGAAAAGACAAUGGCACAUUUUGAUCACUUGAUCAUGACUGCCCAGAAGACAGUACCAUUUUAGCCAAAUUUUUGGAUUGAUUUCAUUCUUUCCUUUUAUUUUUAAGAAAUUUGGAAGACAAAACGUCAAGCCAGUAUCUACAAAUUGUGUUUUCAUUUUCUAUACCAAGCGGAGAAAGCCUUGCAAAGAUUAAAAAUCUGGAGAAGCCAAUAAUAUCUGCUGGGGCUGUAAGUGAUUAAACUCAGAAACUCAGAAUCUAUGCUAGAUAGGUGGGGGUGUUAAAUUACGAGACAAUAAUUACAGCCUUCAGUCUCACGCUCAGUUUAUCCGCCAUUUUUGCAAUCUAUGCUAGAUAGGUGGUGUUUAAUUACGAGACUCAGGUUAUCCGCCAUUUUUGAGGUACUGUCGUAUGAGAUGCAAUAUUUCAAAUCGGACUUGAAAUCUAGUCCAGUCCUCACGGUCAGAUUUGAAAUAUUACCUAGUAGUCCUAGAUAUUUGGCGGCAAAUAAACAGAAAGUGAUGUGGUUUGAUUUCUUAACUGUCCCCGGUACUGUGUUUACGGACACUGCCCAAUGAAGAUCUUUGCUUCGGAAAUUGCAAUAAUUUUUGUGCGUUCAAUCUUCGCCUCUCGUUUUUACAGGGUACAGGAUAUUGGGAAUAUUUGUUAACACAUUUUUAUGGCGUAGAUGUGAUUGCAUUUGACAGCAAUACAACUUAUCCUGAAAACAUGCAUUACAUGACAAUUCAAGUGAGUCAACUUACGUAAUAAAUAUGGCCAUGCCUGCAACUCUAAUUCUGAGAACUAAAUUUAUUUUUAAAAUAUUUUUCUAAUUUUAGAAAGGACGUCCAGAUAUGUUAAAGAAUUUCAGAGAUAGAGCGUUAUUUUUGGCCUGGCCAGACAAAGAUGGUACGCUGUGCAAUAUUUGAUAGCAUUGUGUUUUCGUUGAAUAAACGUUAAAUUACGUCAUAAACUAAAGUUGUUUCAGAUCUGCAAACAAGGUUGUUGUCAAAGGUUGUUGUCAAAGCCAAUAUCAGGAUGUGUUCGCACUGCUUGUUCCCAGUUGUUGCGACAAAUCUGGAACAAGUUGUUAUCACCUUGUUACAAGGUUGAUGACGGCACAGACAGGUUGUUCAUAACGAGUCGCUACAAGCUUGCUGUUAGCCUGUUAAUUAUCAACUUGUUAACAACUUGUUACAUGCUAGACGAUAUCAGACUUGUUGGAACAACUUGUUGGCCUCAUCAACCUUGUUACAAGAUGAUAACAACUUGUUCCAGACUUAUGGCAUGUCUUUUUCUUUUGCAGAAGAAAGUACGUUUUCUUUGGACUGUCUGCAUCAUUACGAUGGCGACAUAAUAAUCCAUGUUGGGGAACUCUACGGUGAAACAUUUUCAAACAAUCCUUGGGGACAGUCUACAUCAAGAAUAUUUCAACUUGAACUUGGCGAAACAUUUCGGUGCGUGUAUCGAAAACGCCUGCCCAGCUGGCCUGGGUAUAUGGACAGUCUAAGUAUUUGGUGGAAAAUUGGCGUUGCUGUAGACUGUGAUGGAGGCAUGUUUUGUCAUGUUCCUGGAUUUGAAACAAUCAAACAGUCGGAUUGA